CGCUACUUCCGGUUUCGCCGCGCUACUUCCGGUUUCGCGGAGCCGUCUCCAGGAUGUUAUCAAGUAGCCAUGCUGUGGAAUGCGGUCAGACUUACAUCUGUUGCCAUCUGCUGUGAUUCAUUAACAAGGCAAUGCCUUUUCACCGCUCAGUAAAGAAAAUUACAAGCUAGUACAGUCUCCUGGGUUCUUUGCUGGUGGUUUAACUACGCGUUUCCUCAAGACGCUACAGUGAAAAGGCACCAUCUGAUGUGUCAUCGUGGUCAAAAUGGCAGCAAGAAAUAGAUCUGCGACAAGUCAAACCGGCAGCACAAGCUCAUCCGUAGGAAGCGCUGCUCGUGCCCGAGCUAAAGCAGAAGCAGCAAAGGUGAGAGCGUCGUUUGCAAGUAAAGAAGCAGAGCUAAAAGUGGAAAAAGCUGAAAGUGAACUACAAAAAAUGAAAAUUGACGCAGCGCUAGAAGUGUUAGCAUUGCAAAGAGAAGCUCAUGCUGCAGAAGCAGAGGCUGGAGUGCUAGAAGAUGCAGAGGCAAUACAAGAUGAACAUGAGAGCGGAAAUUCUUUAUUGGACAGAGUAAAAAGAGAAAGAACAAGUUACUAUGUGCAAUCACAAAGCGAAAUUCGACCUCCAAUCGCACAAGUAUCAGCUACACCAAAGCAACACAAGGCCUCAGAUAACUCAUUAGUAACAUGGGAUCCAUCUGAGGAAGAUGUUUUUGAGCCACCACCUGUCAGCAUUAGGCCAAAGUUCACGUUCAAGAAGACAGCUUUGCCAAUUCAAACCAAACUUGGGACAAAACCAAAAGUAGAACAAACAAAGAACGCUCUUAGUCCACACGCAUCCCCAUUCAUGCCUCAUUGCAAUAAUGCAGCGAGCUUACCUCACCCAGCUGAGCCGUUUGCCCAAUAUAUGGCACGUCGAGACCUAAUCACAUCUGGCCUCUAUCAAUAUGACGAUAGGCCAGAGAACUUCAGAGCAUGGUACUCUUCAUUCAGUGGUGCUAUAGCUGAAGUCCACCUGACACCGACUCAAGAGUUAGAUCUCAUGACCAAAUGGCUGGGAAAGGAAUCUAGUAGUCAGGUGAAGCGCAUACGCUCAGUACACGUCAACAACCCCAGUGCAGCCCUACAGAGAGCAUGGGAGAGGCUUUGUGAGUGUUAUGCAGCCCCCGAAGUGAUCGAAGAGUCACUCUUCCAGCGAUUGGAUAGCUUUCCAAGAUUAACAACAAAGGACUAUGUCAAACUGCGCGAACUAGGGGAUCUCCUCCAAGAGAUUCAAGGAGCCAAGGAAGACGGCUAUCUUCCUGGUUUGUCGUAUCUGGACACUUCACGAGGAAUAGGUCCAAUAGUCGACAAGCUCCCGUACCCACUCCAAGAAAGGUGGAUGACUCAUGGUUCUAACUACAAAGAAGAUCAUAAUGGUUGUUUCCCACCCUUCCAUUACUUUUGUAUGUUCAUCUGCAAAGAGGCAAAGAAACGCAAUGACCCAAGUUUCACCCAACAAAAUAGUCAAACGUACAUUAAACAAGAAAGAUCCAACCCUAAGAGCUUUAACUCACCCAGACCUAUCGCUGUGCACAAAACAAACAUUACAACUACAAACAACGACAUAAACAACAACUGCCCACUGCACAGUAAGCCACAUCCACUAAAGAAAUGCAGGACAUUCAGGUACAAAUCAUUGGAGGAAAGAAAGGCCUUCCUCAAAGAGAGAGGAAUAUGUUUUAAAUGCUGCUCUUCAGACACUCAUCUCGCUAAGGACUGUAAAUCUACAGUAAAGUGCACUGAAUGUGACAGCACAUGGCACGACACCGUCAUGCAUCCAGGCCCUCCACCUCAAAACAAGGCUCCUUCACCUGCUCAAGAGGACGGCGGGGAGGGAGAAAAACAACCCGACAAUGUCGACGUAACAUCAAGCUGUACUGAGGUGUGUGCCCAAGGUCAUUGGGGUCGCUCAUGUUCGAAAAUAUGUCUCGCCAGGGUGUAUCCAAAGGGUAAAAAAGACAGUGCAGUUAAAGCUUAUGUAAUCCUGGACGACCAGAGCAAUCGUUCCUUAGGGCAAGAUGGCUGA
Syngnathus acus (greater pipefish) is the source of this 2065-nucleotide messenger RNA. RefSeq lists its product as uncharacterized. The transcript has 3 exons. The record is from RefSeq and is a predicted model, not a curated record. The coding region runs from base 266 to 2065 and encodes 599 amino acids. NCBI's taxonomy places the organism in Eukaryota, Metazoa, Chordata, Actinopteri, Syngnathiformes, Syngnathidae.